UAAACCGGAGUUGGUGAGCUAGGAUAGGCUGGGAGUUUGGUCGAGACCUACAACGAGACGGGACGAAACGGUGGAGGGCAAGAAAGCUUAAAGAACCGACUGAAUGUGGUACAGGAAGUCUGACGUGGACCAUUUAUGACAAAUCUCAAUUGUUACAUUCAGCUAUAACGGAUCCGACCGGCACGAAUGACAGAGGUUUGGUGCAUAAACUUUGUCAUUCGCGUUUGAUCGCUAAAUACCGGACUGCUGUUUUUAGAGGCACAGAGAAAAGGAGAUCAUGCCAAGGCGGACCGUGCAAGAAGUAACAGUUCAAGAUGUCCAGAAAAGGAGAAAUCCGAAUAAACACUAUGUUUACAUCAUCAAAGUGUGCUGGAGCGAUGGCAGCACUGAGGUCAUCUUCCGACGCUACAGCAAGUUCUUCGACCUCCAGAUGGAGCUUCUGGAUAAGUUCCCCGUGGAAGGAGGCCAGAAGGACCCAAAGCGCAGAAUCAUCCCGUUUCUACCCGGGAAGAUUCUGUUCAGGAGAAGCCAUAUCAGGGAUGUGGCCAUGAAACGUCUGAGGCCCAUCAAUGAGUACUGCAGGGCUCUCAUCCAGCUACCGGUGUACAUCUCUCAGUGUGAAGAGGUCCGCUUGUUCUUCGAGACCCGACCUGAAGACCUGAACCCACCCACAGAGGAACCCAUUGGAAAGAAGAAAUCAGGGCUUGUGGAACGAGCGACUACUUUCCUAAAGCGAGGUAGUAACAGACUCAUGCUUGGCUCUGCUCUGUGUGUCACCUUGGGGGUGUGA
This is a messenger RNA of Osmerus eperlanus (European smelt), 790 nucleotides long. It is a transcript of the gene sh3pxd2b, whose product is annotated as SH3 and PX domains 2B. The record is from RefSeq and is a predicted model, not a curated record. Gene Ontology annotation, molecular function: superoxide-generating NADPH oxidase activator activity; phosphatidylinositol binding. Lineage: Eukaryota; Metazoa; Chordata; Actinopteri; Osmeriformes; Osmeridae. The coding region runs from base 278 to 790 and encodes 170 amino acids. The transcript has 7 exons. Gene Ontology annotation, biological process: superoxide anion generation. Gene Ontology annotation, cellular component: cytoplasm.